AUGUCCGACAUGAUGUCCUCGCUGGAAGGAAGAGUGUCUCCUGCAGAGGGUUUCAAAGCGCUCAGAGAGCAUUUGCAGCAGCAGUUGAUCCUCGCCAUCCAAGAUGGCCGUCUUCAAUCCUUGCUCUCUGCGAAUAGCGACAGUGAAGAUAGCGAGGAAAGCAUCGAUGACGAUCACUUUGGGCCAAGCAUCUACGCUGUGAACGAGCAGUACAUCAAGCCAGUGACCGCGGAAGCUGGGAAGAUGAGUUGGGCCUUGAUGCGAAAUCCAAAGGGCUUGGACUGCCACGUCUUUGUCAGUCAUGCCUGGCAGGAAGGCAUCUUCGAGUUUCUCUCCAAAGUUCUUGCCUCGUGGCCCUCAGGUGCUCGGAAUGCUUGGUGUUGCAUGCUGGCAAACCCUCAGCACCUCAACAUCGGCUGCAUGCUCCAAUCACCCAAGUCCUCGCCGUUUGCCUUGGCGCUGCAAGCCUCCCGGGAUGUCUUGGUGGUGCCCAACCGACACCGCAGUGUUUACUGCCGGCUUUGGUGCGGCUACGAGGCCUUCGUGGCCUCGGAAGACCGCAAGGUCAUCCAAGUCGCUGCCCGUCCGGCGUGGCGCGACAGGCGCUGGACUUUGCUUCGGGCCAGCAGCGCCAUCGUGCUGGGCGUUUUCAUGAGUUGGCUCACCCAUACUCAAGGCUGGGAUCUGUUUCCUGAAGCCUUGAUUGCUGCUUCCCUGGCCGCCUUUGUCAGCGUCUACACCAGCGGCCGGGUGCGGCAAGCGGCCAACUAUUUGGGAUUACUGGCCACCACCUGCUUGGAAGUACGCUUCGCACCCAUCGAGAUGCGGUUCCGCGACCUUCCCCAAGGUGUCCGUGUCGCGGCGCACCAUGUGACGUGGCUCUCGGCCAUGGGAUUUUUCCUCGUCGCGGAGGUGGAUCGCGUGCGCAGCAUGCAGAUUGCCAGCGAGGGCCAACAACUUCGAAGGAAGUAUGAGGGCUCCAUUAGGCUGGCCGCUUGCUCUCAGCAGACAGAUUGGCGGAACAUUUGGGAGGAGAUCGGCCCAAAGGUCGAAGAAGUGGACAGGGCCAUCCAUGUCCUCAUCUCUGCGGGCGUCUCCUCCCCGGCACUCCGGCGAGCAGCUGCCUUGGGCGUGCCAAUCGAAGAUGCAGGCCAUGCUGAAUUGGCUGUGGCCACUUUGGUGUUGGGGCCCUUACUGUUGAUUAGCUCCUUGGACACUGUCCGGGCCUUUCAAGCGGCAACGCAUCAACGGGCACCCCUGGAGGAGGAGCUGCCGUGGCUUGCAUUGGUCUCUGCUGGCAUUGGCACCCUGGUGCGGCUCAUCUUCAUAGGGCUCUUGCUUUGCAGAGCCGCGGACGAGCGGAGCUAUAUGUUGAAGGUCCUCACGAAGCUGAUGCCCCUGGUCUUCAUCCCUUUGGCCGUCCUGGUUGGAAUCGCCAUGCAGUGGGAAAAUUGCUCCUCACAGAUGGCUUUGCAGAUGGCUUUCACGUCUUCUCACAUCAUGAUGGCCGUUGGCCUCAGCUUCGCCCUGAUUGGCAUCGAGGGCACGUUGGCACUGCCAGGUGGCCAAUGCUUGGUGCGGUAUUUCCUGGCGCGACAGACCUGCAAGAUCUGGGCGACGGAGAAUGAGAUCCUUGAGAGUGAGGAUGAACCUGAGAGAUGA
Durusdinium trenchii is the source of this 1662-nucleotide messenger RNA. The record is from the annotation of a GenBank genome assembly. Lineage: Eukaryota; Dinophyceae; Suessiales; Symbiodiniaceae.